AAUCGAUGGAGCUUGCAGGUUUUGAUCUUCGCGGUUGGGAAUAUAAUGGUGAUGUUUCCACAGAGAGUAUCACUCCGGUUUUAGGCAUUAUGUGGGAUAAGAAACGAGAUGUAUUAUCUUUAAAUGUUGAAAAUUUAGAAAAUUUAGAUUUACAGAAAAUAACUAAAAGAGAUAUUUUGUCUUGCGUACAUCGUAUUUUUGAUCCGUUGGGUUUUGUUUGUCCCGUAACACUUGGUCCGCGGAUAUUAUUGCAAGAAGUAUGGGCAAGAAAUCUCACGUGGGAUGACGACGUCGGUACUGAAAUUAAAACUCGCUUUAUAAAAUGGUACGAGGGAAUUAUUGAAUUAAAUAAAGUAGAGAUACCGCGUUGUCUCAUCGGAGGAACGGAUUCGCACGAUGAAAUUAGUUUGCAUACAUUUUGCGAUGCAAGUAAAUCGGCAUACGCGGCUGUUAUUUUUAUUCGCAUAAAAGAUAGUGAAGGAGUCAAAGUUAGAUUCGUACAAGCUAAAUCGCGAGUUUCUCCUAUGAAAAGUAAGGAAAAUGUACGUAAUAGUAUACCACGUUUAGAAUUAUUGGCGGCAAACGUUGGAGCGAGAUUGGCUGACGCUACGACAAGAAUGUUAAAUACAAAAUUUGUAAAUCUUCAUUUUUGGUCAGAUUCAUCGACGGUAAUAGCGUGGAUACAUCGUGAACACAACUGGAGUACAUUUGUUCAUAAUCGUGUAAAAGAAAUCCGCGAAAUCUCAGAUCCUAAAUCUUGGCGGCAUGUUCCGGGUAAUUUGAAUCCCGCUGACCUUCCUUCGAGAGGGUGUACUGUAGAGCGUUUAUUAUCAUCGCAUUGGUGGGAUGGGCCGGAAUGGUUAUAUAGAGAUUCUGAGGAUUGGCCGAAUAGUAACGUCGAUCUAUUGUAUAAUGAGGAAGAAAUACAAUCUGAAUUGAAAAAGAGUGCAAAGCAUGGCAACAGUAGUUGUUUAGUUGCAAUAUCAGCUGAGCCUAAAUUAUUAAAAGUUUUGGAAAAGUUUUCGAAUUAUUCUAAGGUUUUACGUAUAGUUGCAUGGAUAAAAAGAUUUAUAAACAAUUGUAGGAAUAGUUCAGGUAAAUUACAUGAAGACAGUCUAGGCUGUGCGGAAAUUAUGGCCGCAGAGAAAAGCGUAUUAAAAAUGUGCCAAGAAAAUUUAACAGAUUUUGAGAAUAGAACCAAUAAACAGUUUAUGUUAUUUACGGAUGAAGAUGGUUUAGUUCGCGUAAAAACAAAAAUUGUACUCAGAGAAGAUUCGUUUAAUUUCAAGUGUCCAUAUAUUCUACCCAAUAAUAUUAGUAUCAUUACUUUGAUUGUAAGAGACAAACAUGAGAAUUUAAAUCAUGCUGGUGUACAGAUUACAUUAAAUUCAUUAAGAGAGAAGUACUGGAUAUUAGGGGGUAGGCGAAUAAUUAGAUCCGUAAUUAGAAAAUGUGUAGUAUGUCGUCGUUAUGAGGCCCAGCCUUUAAAAUCGGUUCCGGCACCACUACCAUUAAAUCGCGUUAGGGACGCGGCGAUAUUUGAGGUGAUUGGUAUAGACUUUGCCGGGCCAGUAUAUCUCGAAAGCGCGAAAAAGGCUUGGAUAUGCAUUUUCACAUGUGCAGUUUUUAGAGCUGUGCACUUGGAGUUAGUAAAUUCAUUAAAUGUAGCGGCAGUACUCAUGGCACUUAGACGAUUUAUAGCUAGAAGGGGCAGGCCCAGCAUUAUCUACAGCGAUAACGGUACAAAUUUCAAGGGGCUUAAUAACGAAUUAACCAAAUUAGACUACAAAAAGUUAGGAAGUACCGUUGCACUACAAAAAAUAGAAUGGCGAUUUAAUCCUCCCACUGCGGCGUGGUGGGGAGGAUUUUGGGAGCGCCUUAUAGGAAUUCUGAAAAAAUUAUUACGUCGGACCCUUAGAAGAACAAGUCUGGAUUAUGAGGAAAUGUCAACUGUUUUAGUCGAUUGUGAGGCUAUAAUUAAUUCAAGACCGAUAACAUUUAUGUCAGAUGUUGAGACUGAGUUCAAACCAUUGGCUCCAUCGGAUUUCUUACAGGAAAUAAAAGAGAUAGGGGUUUUGGACUUAGAUAUUAUUGAAACAAAUAAAAUAAAUAAAAGGUUUUUCCGUUAGAAUUAAAUUAUGACAGUGUUAACAAUUGCGUGAAAAACUCUGUGCAAGAGGAACAAGACAUAUCGGAAAAUAAAGUCCAAUGUAUCAAAUCAAUUGAAGGUAAUAAAGAGAAUCCAGUUGAAUGUAAAGAACCCUAUGUAACUAAGACUGGCAGAAAGGUUAAGAAAGUCGAACGAUUAAUGUAUUUUAAUUAGUCACUAGUGUUAGUUACGUUUAUUAUUAAUGUUUUUUUGUUUUUUGAGAUAAAUAAUGCGUUUUAUCUCAAGGUGGGGAGGAUGUUGAAUUUGUAAGGAUUUAGUUGUUUUUUUUGCAUGUUUUGUCAUGUCUGUUUGAUACGAGCGGUGUCUAGCUCAAAGGCAAGUGCCGCGCUGGGGGCUGCGAUGUCUUGCACAACAGCAUUUGUGUUUUUGAUUUGUUUAGUCUACCUAUCGUGGUGGAAAUAAGAAUAAGUAAAAUUUGCUAUGUUUAGUUUAGUCAGUAAUAGAUAGUAGUAAGCACAACAUGUAUUGAAGUAGUCUUGUUUUCCGCAUUUUAAAAUAUAAAAGUUAAUUCUC
Messenger RNA from Agrilus planipennis (emerald ash borer), 2683 nucleotides. RefSeq lists its product as uncharacterized. The transcript has 2 exons. Gene Ontology annotation, molecular function: nucleic acid binding. Lineage: Eukaryota; Metazoa; Arthropoda; Insecta; Coleoptera; Buprestidae. The record is from RefSeq and is a predicted model, not a curated record. The coding region runs from base 6 to 2129 and encodes 707 amino acids. Gene Ontology annotation, biological process: DNA integration.